Tarenaya hassleriana is the source of this 797-nucleotide messenger RNA. Its product is annotated as SKP1-like protein 1A. Gene Ontology annotation, biological process: SCF-dependent proteasomal ubiquitin-dependent protein catabolic process. The coding region runs from base 94 to 594 and encodes 166 amino acids. The transcript has 2 exons. The record is from RefSeq and is a predicted model, not a curated record. Gene Ontology annotation, cellular component: cytoplasm; nucleus. Lineage: Eukaryota; Viridiplantae; Streptophyta; Magnoliopsida; Brassicales; Cleomaceae. Gene Ontology annotation, molecular function: cullin family protein binding.
GCGUGUCCUCGUGACUCAACGAUCGCCAAUCAGCGCGAACAUCAUUGUUAGCCCUUCUUCGCCGUCUUCGUCUCUUUUCCGGCAACCGAAACGAUGUCGUCUGCGGUGGAGAGGAAGAUCAUCCUGAAAUCCUCCGACGGAGAGGCCUUCGAAGUCGACGAGGUCGUUGCGUUGGAAUCGCAAACCAUAAAGCACAUGGUCGAAGACGACUGCGCCGACAAUGGAAUCCCGCUCCCAAACGUGACAAGCAAGGUCCUCGCGAAGGUCAUCGAAUACUGCAAGAAACACGUAGACGCUGCCGCCGCCAACAAUAGCGAGGAUUGCGUCGGUGGCUCCGCAGGGGGCGACAAAGACGACCUCAAGGCCUGGGAUGCCGAGUUCGUCAAAGUCGAUCAGGCCACGCUCUUCGAUCUCAUCCUGGCUGCUAAUUACCUGAACAUCAAGGGCCUUCUUGAUCUCACUUGCCAGACAGUGGCGGAUAUGAUAAAAGGCAAAACUCCCGAGGAGAUUCGCAAGACGUUCAACAUCAAGAACGAUUUCACGCCUGAGGAGGAAGAAGAGGUUCGCCGUGAGAAUCAAUGGGCGUUUGAGUGAUAGAUGGCUCCACUGUUUGAUUGGCCCUUUUUUUUUUUUCUCUUCUCUCUUUUUCUUUUCCUCUUUAAUGAAGUUCAUCGGUUUGCAAUGUGGCUAGAAAGAACUGGUUGUUUGUUUUAUGCGCAAGAUCUUGUUGCUUUUGGAUAAUUUAGAAAUGCUAGUGUGAUUCAUUUGCUUUUUCAAAAUCUUAUUCCUCUUCAUCA